AAAACAUAAAUCAACAAAUUUCAAAGGGGUGUUGGAAUUUAUUAACAAUUAACCUUUUUAGUUUUAUUUAACUAACAAAUUAAUAAUUUAACUUAAGUAAAUUGUUAUUUACACAGAAAAAAUUGAAGUGUGUUUUCAAUUACCAAAAUCACACUUUCAAUUAUUUUUUUUAUUAAAGUUCAACCUAUAACAAAAAUUGUGUUAUAUAUAUAAUUAAUUUUGAACAUUAAACUAUGAAUUACUUCUAAAAAGUGAAAAAAACCUUUCAUGUUUGAAUGUUAAUACUGCCUAAACUUUAAAAAAAUUUUUUAACACAAAAAUUAAUUUAUAAAACAACUGUUAAAUGCAACCUUUUAUUGUAAUACGCAACUACCGGGAUGAUGAUGAACUUAAAUGCCAGGAGCUGGUGCGUGAUUAUAUCAUGUCAUUUGCCACAAAAUCAUUUAUUUGCUUUUGCUUUCGAGAGAUUACAUUGCAGUUUAUUGUUAUAACUUGGGCUAUUUUGUUUAUAUUUUUGGGUGUUCCAUUAACAUUUUGCUCGUUAACUAUACCUGGUUGUAUAUUUUUCUUAUUUUCUGGAACAUAUUUUUCUUUCUAUGCAAAAGCAGUGGAGUUAAUGAGGACCAAACCUAAUCAGUCUUUGGUGGCUGAAUGUUAUGAACCAUUUAUAUUUCGUUUAAAGCCAACGGAAUGUACAUACCAAAUAUUUUUGGAUGACGCUCCCUAUGAGCAGAGCUUUAAAAAUAAAUUCCGUAAAAAGAUAAUAGCUUGUGUUAGUGUUAAAAAUCAUAAAGAUGUUUAUAAUGCUGCUUGGAUCUAUAGAUUUGCUGUGGCUCCCGGUUAUCCCUUACAAAAGAUAGCCGAACCUAUGAUUAGUUUAGUUUCAAAGAAUUGUGUUCAACAGGGUUAUGCUACCUUGGAGUGUACCAUGUCUGAAUGGCAAGAAGAAGAGCGCGAUUUUUAUGAUGGUUUGGGCUUUCUGACAAGACAAAUUUACCACAAACAAAUUAUUGGCAGCAGCCUAACCGUUAUGAAAACUCAACUAACUUAUGACUUGAAAACCGACGAUACUUUACAAAAACAAAACUAAAUAGUUAAGGCUUCAGUAAUUAUGUUUCUAAAGGAGCCAGCUAAAGUAUACAGCACGAAUUUAUAGAAUCUCACUUCUACACAUUCCAUUUUUUAUAUAAUAUUUACACAGACUAAACAACACACUCACUAUUUUACUAUUGUAGAUUUUUACAUACAAUGCUAGAAAACAACAGAAACAACAAAAUUACAAAGAAAUCUUCCUUUCGAAUAAAUAGUUUUUAUACCUUAAAUAGUAUAUAAAUAGAAUAAAAAGGUGUUUUAUUUAAUGUCAUGAUAAUUCCUUACAGAAAUUAACUGCUCUUUUAAGAAGGCGUGGUAAAAGUGGUUUAUUUACAGGCGGAAGAAAAGGGUGUGUUAAAAAAGUUGUUUACACCCUACACCACUAUUGUGGGGAGGGUAUCAUGCGUUUGUGUUGAUGUUUGUAACACCUACAUCCACCUUAAAGUAUACCAAUCAGAAUUACUUUCAGAUGCCCGUCUAUGCAUCCAUGUAAACUUUUUGCGCACGCUACAGGUCGCAAUUUUCAAGAUAAUUUAAUGAAAUUUGGCAUGUA
This is a messenger RNA of Lucilia sericata (common green bottle fly), 1645 nucleotides long. RefSeq lists its product as uncharacterized. The transcript has 5 exons. The record is from RefSeq and is a predicted model, not a curated record. The coding region runs from base 344 to 1090 and encodes 248 amino acids. NCBI's taxonomy places the organism in Eukaryota, Metazoa, Arthropoda, Insecta, Diptera, Calliphoridae. Gene Ontology annotation, molecular function: N-acetyltransferase activity.